GAGCUGUGAGAUCUUCUCAAUACGUAUAUAGGUGGGUACCUUCCAAGUCUUGAAGCCUUUUUCCAUCUCGCCUGCCUCUUUCCAACCGGCAUCUCACCGCAAUCCAUUGCAAUCACUGGUCUCUUUAUCAUCUCCGAGACUCGGCUGACCUAAUUCACUUGUCGCUUUGCAGCGCCGAUAACCUUAGACAGCCCUAUCAUCCCAUCCCGCAUCUGGCCCUCGACAGCUGCGUAUUACUUCAACCCAUCACUCACCUGUCACCUCGACACAACAUCAACAACACACACGACAAUCUCACACAGCUACGUCAAUGAGCUUGACACCAGCCCACGGCACCGAGAAGCCUGCAGCCGAAGGCAAUGGCGAUGCUUCAACCAGACAGCGCGUCGGCUCGCUUGCCGCUGUCAACGCCGAGUCUCUGAGCCAACAUAGCAUGAAGGCACCGACGGUUCAGACUGGCUCGACAGGUUCAAAGGAGCUGCCAAUCCACCCUCCGCGCAAGUCGUCGGGCGCCGCAGCAGAUCUCGACCCUUAUUCGGCUUCGCACAUCUACUAUGGUGCCUCGCACAACAAGAGAAAUGUGGCCAAGGCCCGCACCUACUCGGCUGUCGACCCCGGAGCUCGCGCAAACAUUGCUCAGCAAAUGGCAAAUGUGGCCCCUCGCCGCUUGAGUCACGACGAGCAAGGAGACCAGCCCCGCCGCUACCUCAUCAACGUCGCCGAUACCCUUGAAGCUCUUCUGCACCGUGAAGACUCGGACAACAACCAGCAAAUUACUGUUGAGGAUGUCGGUCCCAAGACAAUUCAAUUGGGAACUGCUGGAUCAGGAGGUUACAAGAGCUUUGACAUUCGUGGCACAUACAUGCUUUCCAACCUGCUGCAAGAACUCACCUUGGCCAAGGAGCACGGUCGUAAGCAGAUUGUUCUGGACGAGGCCCGUCUCAGCGAGAACCCUGUCAGCAGGUUGAGCCGCCUUAUCAAGGACUUCUUCUGGCCCAAUCUGACCCGUCGUAUUGAUGGCUCGAACAUUGCUCAAGUCGGCAAGGAUGCCAAGGACUGGACCGACAACCCUCGCCCUCGUAUCUACGUCCCUCUUGGCGCUCCCGAACAACACCAGUACUACAGCCGCAUCGCCCGCGAACAUCCUGAUAUGAACUUGGACGUCGUGUGGCUUCCUCAACACCCCGACAACGAGGAGUACGUCCGUGACCUGAACGAGGCUCCCGGUCUCUUGGCUCUCGAGAUGGAAAGAGUUGCAGACACUCCUUCUGGCGAGCCUGACUUCAAGGGUUUGCCUUUCAUCGUUCCCGGUGGCCGCUUCAACGAGCUUUACGGAUGGGACAGUUACAUGACUGCUCUCGGUCUGCUCAUCCACGACCGUGAAGAUCUCGCCAAGAACAUGGUCAAGCACUUCUGCUUUGAGAUCAAGCACUACGGCAAGAUCCUCAACGCAAACAGAUCCUACUACCUUUGCCGCACUCAGCCUCCUUUCCUGACCGACAUGGCUCUUCGCGUCUACGACCGUAUCAAGGAGCAGCCAGACGCACGUGAGUUCCUCAAGAUCUCAAUCCUUGCCGCCAUCAAGGAGUACCACAGUGUCUGGACUGCCGCUCCUCGUUUCGACCAGAAGACUGGUCUUUCAUGCUACAGACCUGGUGGUCUUGGUGUUCCACCCGAGACUGAAGCCACUCACUUCGUCCAUGUCCUUGAGCCUUACUGCAAGAAGCACAACAUGGAGUUCAAGGAGUUUGUCCACGCUUAUAACUACGGCCAUGUCUACGAGCCCGAACUUGACCAGUACUUCCUUCACGAUCGCGCUGUUCGUGAGUCUGGUCACGACACUUCUUACCGUCUCGAAGGCAACGCCGCCCAUCUCGCAACCGUCGAUCUCAACUCUUUGCUUUACAAGUACGAGACUGAUAUUGCUCGUACUAUCCGCAACUACUUUGGUGACAGCCUGGCUGUUCCUGCCGAGUUCUGCGUUGGUGACCAGAAGCCUGGCCAUGUCGAGACGUCAGCCACCUGGGACCGCCGUGCCAAGCGUCGCAAGCAGACCAUGGACAAGCUCAUGUGGGAUGAGGAGAAGGGCAUGUUCUUUGAUUACGAUAUUGUCAAGAAUCAGCACACCGGAUACGAGUCCGCCACAACCUUCUGGGCCAUGUGGGCAGGUGCUUGCACUCCUCGUCAAGCUGCCAUGCUUGUUGAGAAGGCUCUCCCUCUAUUCGAAGAGCUCGGUGGUCUUGCUGCUGGAACUGAGAGAUCCCGUGGUAAGGUUGGUCUCAGCCGCCCCAACCGUCAAUGGGAUUAUCCCUUCGGAUGGGCACCUCAGCAGAUCCUCGCCUGGACCGGUCUUGUCAGAUUCGGCUACGAGGAUGAAGCCAAGAGAUUGGCUUACCGCUGGGUGUACAUGGUCACCAAGGCUUUCGUUGACUUCAACGGUGUCGUUGUUGAAAAGUACGAUGUCUGCCACCCUCAGCAUCCUCACAAGGUUGCUGCAGAGUACGGUAACCAAGGAAGUGACUUCAAGGGUGUUGCAAAGGAAGGAUUCGGAUGGGUCAAUGCCAGUUACGUCUAUGGUGUUGCUCUGCUCGAUGCUCACCAGCGUCGUGCAGUCGGCGCCUUGACUCCUUGGGAGACUUAUCAGAAGGCCACCGCCCAGCAUUGAGCGUCAUGAAGAUGUUCGAUACAUCAUCCACGAAGUGCCCGACCAGCGACGAUUGAUGAAACACGAGAUGUAAUCACACGAGAAGAAGAGGGUAGCACGCCCAUGGCAUAAAGAGAGGAGGACGAGAAGCAACCUACAUAUUCAAGGGUUUGAGAAAGCAUGCCUUGGAUCCACUUUUAUACAUAUGAGAACAAGACCCGCAGAGGGUUCAGGGUAUUACUGAAAGUUGAUGCAACACAGCGGUUGCCAGCUUUGGAGGUUUGCCUAUAUUCGAUACCUAGAAAAUUCACCUUCUAUUGAAAUUACUUGACACCUG
Aureobasidium pullulans EXF-150 is the source of this 2981-nucleotide messenger RNA. RefSeq names its product trehalase-domain-containing protein. The coding region runs from base 311 to 2665 and encodes 784 amino acids. Gene Ontology annotation, molecular function: calcium ion binding; alpha,alpha-trehalase activity. Gene Ontology annotation, cellular component: cytoplasm. Lineage: Eukaryota; Fungi; Ascomycota; Dothideomycetes; Dothideales; Saccotheciaceae. The record is from RefSeq and is a predicted model, not a curated record. Gene Ontology annotation, biological process: trehalose catabolic process. The transcript is spliced from 4 exons.